UAUAUAGUUAGAGGCACAACGAUGACUUGAAAUUGACAGAUAUAGAAUAAUUUUUGACAUAUUGACAUUGACAAAUUAUGUCUCACUUCAUUAGAUUGAUUCUUUUUGAUUGUAGCCCGUGUGGCUGUUAUAUUAGUUCCAUAUUUUAAGUUUUUUAAAUACUAGCAAGUAUGCAAGUACCUCCAGUAUUUAUUGAUAUGUCCCUAGAGGAUCAAGCCCAAGAACUUCGAGUUUAUUUGAAGAGUCUUGGAGCUGAAAUUUCAGAAGAGAAGUCGCCGAAAGGUAUAGAAGAUGAUUUACACAAGAUAAUCGGAGUAUGUGACGCGUGUUUUAAAGAAGGACAAGAAAAUGAUGUAGAAAUGGUUCUGAAUGAUAUAGUAUCCAUAAUGGUAUUGAUUCCAUUAGAUAGGUCUGAAAACAUUAUUUUAGCUUUUUGUGAAAAAUUGACGAAAGCACAAGGUCAAAAAUUGGGCUUAGUUUGUCUCAGAGCUUUGUGGUUGCUCUUCCAGAGCCUUGAUGACCUUUCUCCAAUGCGUUAUCCUGUUUAUUACCAUCUAAUUCAAAUUGCCAAACAAACAGAUUCUGUGAAGUAUGUUUUUCAAGAUAUUGAUCACUUAAAACAACAAUUUUCUAAUUGUCCUCCAUCCAAUGAACAGCUACAAAAACUUUAUAGAUUGUUACAUGAAGUUUUAGUUAAGGCUAAUAACAGUGAACAAGCUGCUUUAGUCAUGAUUGAACUACUCAAAACAUAUACUGAUAAAAAUGCUUCGCUAGCACGUGAAGAUGCAAUUCGUUGUAUUGCAACAGCCUUGGCAGAUCCAAAUACUUUUCUGUUGGAUCCUUUAUUGUCUUUGAAGCCUGUCAGAUCAUUGGAAGGAGAACUAAUACAUGAUUUGUUGAACAUUUUUGUUAGUGAAAACUUGACUGCCUACCUCAAAUUUUAUAAGGAACACCAGGAGUUUGUGAAGGCACAAGGGUUAAAUCAUGAGCAGAAUUUGCAGAAAAUGAGAUUACUUUCUUUCAUGCAGCUAGCUGAAAGUAAUCCGGAAAUCUCAUUUGAUAUCAUUGAAAAGGAACUUCAAAUAAACCCUGACGAAGUUGAGAGUUUUAUUAUUGAAGUCUUAAAGACAAAGUUAGUUCGUGCCAGAAUGGACCAAUCUGGACGAAAAGUAUUUGUGUCCAGCACAAUGCAUAGAACUUUCGGACGAGCACAGUGGCAACAGUUGCGUGAUUUGCUCCACUCUUGGAGGGACAAUCUGAGCACUGUCCAAGAAGGCAUGAAGAGUGUUGCUGCCGCCCAAUUAGAACUUUUGAACCAACAAUAAUGUGUUUUUAAGUUUUCAUAACUUGUAAUAAUAAAAUGUUGAAACUACU
Psylliodes chrysocephalus is the source of this 1374-nucleotide messenger RNA. The record is from the annotation of a GenBank genome assembly. Lineage: Eukaryota; Metazoa; Arthropoda; Insecta; Coleoptera; Chrysomelidae.